AUCAUCACAGACUUACGCGACGCGUCUCCACUCUCUGAACGUGCCUUCUACAAACCACAACCCAGGGCCAAACCCCAAAAUUACACGAAUUUACGACGUUUAAGCGCUUCAAUUCGCAAUGUUCAGGAGUAAUUUCAUGCGUGUAUUGUCUAAACGACCAAUUCAACAGCUGCGACUAAGUUUCCGGAGGUCUGCAGCGACUUCCGUCGGCAACACGCCAGUGAAAUUGACCGCCGAAGAAGCAGCCAUCGCAAAACGUUUGCCAGACGUUAGUCCGGAAGAAAUUGUCUCUACAGAAAAAACCGCAAACUUUUGGAGGAACGUGUCGCUGUACCUUUGUAUACCGGCAAUUCUGCUUUCAGUACUAAAUGCUCGUUACUUAUAUAAGAAGCACCAAAAGCACAUGAAACAUUUGGAGGAGUCCGGAGAACUCGAGGAAGAGCCGAUAUACGCCUACGAAAACAUCCGGAACACCAAAUAUCCUUGGGGAAAUGGCGAAAAGACACUCUUUUGGAACGACAAGGUCAAUCGACUUAAAAAGGAAGAAUAGACGGGACUGAGACGUCCACGACGAGGAGAACACAAGGAAGUGUCACAACAAAGGUGUCCAGCACCUUGUUUUUGUAUUUUUAUUAACAGAGUUGCACUUUGUGGAAUUGCACUCCCAAGUCUACUUGUUUUUGCCAUUAAAGCGAAUGUGUUGACGAACGACACGGUCUGCCACAGCCAUGGAGACGGGGGGACGCUGAUCCUGCUCGGAAUGGUUCUGUUUCUGCUCAACCUUUCUGAUUUUCUCAGCAUACUGUUUCAAACGCUGCAGCUCGACCAUGAUAGGGUGAUCGUUUGUGUCUACGGCAUUCAGUUUCAAGUAGGAGAACAGCGAUGAAGCCAGAGCAUAGCUGAGACUGACAAACGUCUUUGCCUGUUCGAGAUCCGACUUUCCCUCCUUCAGCUCGAACACGGACGAGACUUUCUCGAGUGGUUGAAUGACCUCCUCCACUUGCCCGACCUGCUCUUCGAGACGCUUGAGAAUUUCCUUGUAAUCCUGAUUCAUAGCGCUCGCUCAAGGUAGAAAAUCGCCGCAGCUGUACUAAGACAUUUGCGAUUUAGUGACAGCAUGCGAUGCGUUAUUGUGUAUUAAGGAGAAUCACUACGAUUUACCGAGCUCCGCAGAGGCGUACGGGGUCGCAAAAAUGCACUACCGUGCAGAGUGUUUAACGCGGACUAACAAAGUAAAUACAAAUUUCAGUAAUGCGACUUUAAUGAAUUUCGUAACGCUCAC
Schizosaccharomyces japonicus yFS275 is the source of this 1282-nucleotide messenger RNA. Its product is annotated as cytochrome c oxidase subunit VIa. Gene Ontology annotation, cellular component: mitochondrial inner membrane; respiratory chain complex IV. NCBI's taxonomy places the organism in Eukaryota, Fungi, Ascomycota, Schizosaccharomycetes, Schizosaccharomycetales, Schizosaccharomycetaceae. The coding region runs from base 119 to 550 and encodes 143 amino acids. The record is from RefSeq and is a predicted model, not a curated record. Gene Ontology annotation, molecular function: cytochrome-c oxidase activity. Gene Ontology annotation, biological process: proton transmembrane transport. The transcript is spliced from 6 exons.